Aspergillus pseudotamarii is the source of this 774-nucleotide messenger RNA. Its product is annotated as acyl-CoA desaturase. Gene Ontology annotation, biological process: unsaturated fatty acid biosynthetic process. The coding region runs from base 1 to 774 and encodes 257 amino acids. NCBI's taxonomy places the organism in Eukaryota, Fungi, Ascomycota, Eurotiomycetes, Eurotiales, Aspergillaceae. The record is from RefSeq and is a predicted model, not a curated record. The transcript has 6 exons. Gene Ontology annotation, molecular function: stearoyl-CoA 9-desaturase activity; iron ion binding. Gene Ontology annotation, cellular component: endoplasmic reticulum membrane.
AUGCAUCCAAGCGGCGUUUGGAUUCCCUUGCAGUGGAAAACAGCUACCUUAUCAUUGCUGUGGUCCCAUACGUCCCACCGAGCCUCGAACUACCUCAAACUAUUUCUUGCCUUGGGUGGGGCAGGCGCGGAUCCGUACUCGGUCAACAAGGGCCUUCUGUAUUCACACAUGGGGUGGUUAAUCAUGAAGCAGAAUCCAAAAUGCAUUGGCCGGAUUGACAACAGCGACUUGAAUGAGGAUCCCAUCGCGGUCUGGCAGCAUCAAAAUUAUCUGCUCGUUGCUACGUUUUGCGUCAACUUGCUGGCCUAUUGGCUGGGUGACCAACCAUUUAAUGCCAGCAAAUCCUCGCAGGACCAUUUCUCAGCGAUCCUUCUUGCUGUUUGUAAGCGGCGGAUCCAACAAAACCGUGCUAUCUUGGCAGAGGACGCGAGCCAGCUGGAUUGGGGCGUACCGCAUAGCCGGUUGCCAAUUCCUGAAUGGGAGGAGUACGUAGAGCAAGCUGAAACGAGUGGACGAUGUCUAAUCGCCAUUGCGGGAAUAGUCCACGACGUGACCGACUUUAGCAAAAGCCACCCAGAUGGCUUGUUGAUGCUCAAGUCCGUUAUCGGAAAGGAUGCAACGGCUGCAUUCAAUGGAGGCGUCUACACUCAUUCGGAGGUAGCUCAUAACUUGCUUGCUACAAUGCGAGUAGCAUCUGUACGAGGUGGGUAUGAGAUUGAAAUCUGGAAGCAUGAACACAGCGAUGCGGAAGAAUCAUCUCCCACGUACCAGUAA